Molecule: messenger RNA, 2512 nt
Organism: Cyclopterus lumpus (lumpfish)
Lineage: Eukaryota; Metazoa; Chordata; Actinopteri; Perciformes; Cyclopteridae
Gene: xkrx
Product: XK related X-linked
Exons: 4
Coding region: 240-1727 (495 amino acids)
Cellular component (GO): membrane
Source: RefSeq, a predicted model, not a curated record
GUCCAGCUUCCGCACCGAGGGGGACUGAAAAGAACCGGAAAUAAAACACAGGGGGGAUUGUUGCGUUGCAACGCGAUGUGAAACCAGCGAUGAUCAACUUGGUGGAAAGUUGGGAGAGACGGCGGAUCAAGGGAAGCGUUUACAAAGCGCUGUUGUCUGGAGCGCGCUAAGGCGAGUUCAGUUCUACGUCCGAGCCCAAACCGCCUGUCCGCGUGCCGACCAAGUCCAACCGCAUCAUCAUGUGCGAGGUGACCAUGGAGAAGCAGGAGGCGGGGGAGAUAUCCGACAUCGACCCGCAGGAGGAGUGCUCCGCCGGGGAGGAGAACAGAGUCAUGCUGGUGGUCAAUCACAGCCGGAUCCAGCCCCCCUUCAGCGUCCUGCUGGCCACGGCGCUCUACUGCGCGGAGUUCGUCACCGCGGCGGUGCUCUGCAGCAUGUACCGCAAGACCGACGAUGUCAUCUGGCUGGGCUUCACCAUCGCCUUCAUGCUGCUGCCCGCCCUGCUCAUCCAGCUGGCGCUGACGUUCAUCCACCGGGACCUGGGUCGGGACCGGCCGCUGGUCCUCUUCCUGCACCUGCUGCUGCUCGGCCCUGUCAUUAGGUGUUUUGAGGCUCUCGUGGUCUAUUUCAAAUCGAAUAAAAAGGAGGAGCCCUAUGUCACCAUCUCCAGGAAGAUCCAUCUGACGAAGGGCCAGGGGAUCCCCAUGGAGUGGGAAAUCGGCCAAUCGGAGCGCAACCUGGCCACACACAGAAACGCCUUCAAGCGCACCGCGGUCAUCCAGGCUUUUCUGGGGUCGGCGCCUCAACUGACGCUCCAGCUGUACGCCACCAUCCAGGAGAAAUACGUACCUCCUGCCAGAUUGGCUCUGAUGAUCAUCACGCUGAUCUCCAUCACGUACGGGGCCGUCGUGUGCAGCGCUCUGGCCAUCCAGAUCAGAUACGACAACUACAAAGUGCGGUUGCGCCCUUUUGCCUACCUGUGCAUGAUCGUGUGGCGAGGGCUGGAGAUUGCCACCCGGAUCACCGCUCUGGUCCUCUUCAGCACGGCGUUGACCCACUGGGUGAUCCUUGUCGGCAUGGUCAACCUGCUCUUCUUCUUCUUCCUCCCCUGGGUGGAGUUCUGGGCCAAGAAGGGCUCGCUGACUGACGACGUGGAGAAAAACUUCUCCAAGCUGGGCACCACGGUGGUGCUGUCCAUGUUCACGUUACUCUACGCCUGCAUCAACACCUUCUGCUGGUCGGCGGUGCAGCUGGACUUCUCCCAUCGAGAGCUCAUCGAGAGGAAGCAGCGGUGGGACCGUCUGGCCAUGUACUACACGGGCCGCUUUGUAGAGAACUUCCUCCUCAUCACGCUCUGGUACUUCUUCAAGUCGGACUUCUACGAGUAUGUGUGCGCGCCGCUGCUUGCCGUCCAGCUGCUGAUCUGCUACAGCCUGGCCUUGCUCUUCAUGCUGCUCUUCUACCAGUUCUGCCACCCCUGCAGGCGUCUCUUCAAGUACAACGUGCAUGACUGCCUGCACUGCGUCUGCUUCCGUCCAGGAAGAAGGGGGGCGGGUGGCCGACGGCGAAAGCUGGCGCCCUCCUACUCCACCGCCGCCACCAUGGUGCUGGUGCCGGAGGAGCCGCUGGAGCUGCUCGACCCCCAAAACUCACGACCUCUGGACCUCACCAGUCCGCUGAGAGAGAGGGAGACGGCCAUUGUUGAUGACAUAAUGGAAGCAGCCUGAGAGAGGCUUCGCGGGGAAUCAAAUGAACAAGUUCUCUGAUGUAGAAAUGCCUCUCCGCUGCAGGCUGCACAGCAAAUCGAUGCCUCGAGUACUUUGACACAAAAGACCAGAAUGAGUGCAUUGUUUUUAAUUUUUUUUUUUUUUUAAAGUCAGCGAGAUGAUGAACUAUUUCCUCAAAGUGCACAGAACUUUCUUUACCUUACGGUUGUGGGAGGGAUUCAUGUGAACUCCUGAUGGCUUUACUGAGGGUGACGACUCGCACUCGGGGCACAGCGAGUUCUCAGUACACCAAAGAAUGCAGCAUGUCGAAAUGUGCAGCGAUGCACAAAGGCCGCCUUCAGAGAACAGCCGGGGGUCAUGUGCAAAACUGAGCCAGGUGUGCGGGAAACACGCCAAGACUUACCGGGGCACCCCCAGUUUACUUCAUUUUGGGGAACUCCCACCACAAACGCUGCCUUUUGCACACAUUUCCAUCUGCACUUAACCAACUGCAGCAGGACAAUAAUGUUUCCUCCUCGUAUCCAACUACUUAAACCUGCUGUUGAAUACCUUGUAUUGUUCACUGCUCAGUCUGGUUCCAUUGAAUUACGAAAACAGGUUUUAGUUUCACAUAAAAAAUGUGAGAAUAUGUCAACCGUUAGCGAAGACAGUGUGGAAUACCACGCGUGUCGUUAACCUCCCAGUUGAUGAUGCUUUAACCAGAUUGACAUAGCUUCUACUUUAUCAAAGUGCUUUCACAGUUUGCUAACAUUUUAUGUGUUGUCAUCGUUUGUUCUUUCAGUGCC